AUAUGUGUGAAAGUGAAUACAUAAUAAUGGAGUAGUGGUGGUGUGUGGGUUUUAGGGUUUUUGGAGUUGUGAAAGAAUGGCGUCCAGACCAGAGGUGAUUGCGCCGCCGGAGUUAUUCUACGACGAUUCCGAAGCUCGAAAGUAUACCUCUUCUUCCCGAAUUGUUCAAAUUCAGGCAACGUUGUCAGAGAGAGCCCUUGAAUUACUUGCUUUACCUGAUGAUGGCAUUCCAAAAUUACUCCUUGAUAUAGGUUGCGGUUCGGGACUUAGCGGCGAGACACUCACGGAGAAUGGACACCAUUGGAUAGGGCUUGACAUUUCAGCAUCGAUGCUUAAUGUUGCGGUGGAGCGGGAGGUUGAGGGUGACCUUUUACUUGGUGACAUGGGUCAGGGUUUAGGGGUUCGUCCUGGAGUCGUUGACGGGGCCAUCAGUAUAUCUGCUGUUCAGUGGUUAUGCAAUGCUGAUAAGUCCUCUCACAACCCUCGAUUAAGAUUGAAGGCAUUUUUUACAUCUUUAUAUAAAUGCUUAUCCAAUGGAGCCAGAGCAGUGUUUCAAGUAUAUCCUGAAAAUAUAGACCAGCGUGAAUUGAUUUUAAAUGCUGCAAUGCAUGCUGGAUUUGCUGGUGGCAUAGUGGUGGAUUUUCCACACAGUUCUAAGAGGAGAAAAGAGUUCCUUGUUCUCACGUGUGGUCAACGUUCAGUAAAUUCAUCCGUGGCCAAAGGUAAAAAUGAAGAUGGGGAGAGUUGCUCUGACGAGGACAGUGAGGAUGAAGAAAAUCAGACAGUAUGCAUCUCAGAUAGGCAUAGACCGCGGAAGAAACAGAAAAAGAACAAUAAGAGUGGGAAGGGAAAGGAAUGGAUACUAAGGAAGAAGGAGCAGAUGAGAAGAAGAGGAAAUGCCGUCCCUCAGGAUAGCAAGUACACAGGUCGGAAAAGGAAGGACAGAUUUUGAUCUUGUCUGGCAUUUGCCUCUGUACCAAGUCUUUUUUCGAUGGAGAGCCUUAAAGGAUAUUUAUGAAGAAUGUCCGAAUAUCAAUUUUGUUUUUUUUUUUUGUGGUUCUUGUGCAAUUUAGGAUUAUGAUUUUGUAUUUGUUUUUAAUUAUAAAAACAGGUAAAUAUCAUUGUCUCA
Vigna angularis (adzuki bean) is the source of this 1129-nucleotide messenger RNA. RefSeq names its product 18S rRNA (guanine-N(7))-methyltransferase RID2. The transcript has 9 exons. The coding region runs from base 77 to 952 and encodes 291 amino acids. Gene Ontology annotation, cellular component: nucleolus. The record is from RefSeq and is a predicted model, not a curated record. Lineage: Eukaryota; Viridiplantae; Streptophyta; Magnoliopsida; Fabales; Fabaceae. Gene Ontology annotation, molecular function: rRNA (guanine) methyltransferase activity. Gene Ontology annotation, biological process: rRNA (guanine-N7)-methylation.